GAGAGGUGUUCCAGACGGCAGCGGAUUGGCUGCGACAGGAAGACAGCAGCUGCGCGGAGCCUAGUGAGUGAUGGUCGGCAGAAGAAUAAGAGGUUGAGGAGGUGAAACCAACGCUGUCCGUGCGCAGAUGAAGCGCGCGAGCAAUAAGUAACACAGGAUGUUUCGUCACUUCCUGAUGUGUUUUGCCCUCUGCAUCGUCUACGGCAGCAGUAAGCCAACAGAAAGGAAGAGUCGAGUUCACGACGAAGAACCGCUCAGCAAUCUUGAGCAUGAUGACAACAAAAACUACGACUAUGACCAUGAAGCUUUUCUGGGUCAAGAAGAGGCCAAAACCUUUGACCAGCUCCCCCCAGAGGAGAGCAAACGGAGGCUCAGUGUCAUCGUGGACAAAAUGGAUAGCAACAAAGAUGGUUUUAUCUCUGAGGAGGAGCUGAAGGUUUGGAUCAAAAAUGCUCAGAAGAAGCACAUUUAUAGCAGCGUGGAGCGCCAAUGGAAAGACUUCGACAUGAACCAUGACGGUCUGAUCAGCUGGGACGAGUACAAGAACGUCACAUAUGGGAGUUAUCUGGACAGCCCUCAGCCAGACUCAGAGUACAACUACACACACAUGAUGUGGAGGGACGAGAGACGAUUCAGAGCCGCAGACAGAAAUGGAGACACGACUGCAGACAAACAUGAGUUCACGGCUUUUCUUCAUCCUGAAGACCACGAACACAUGAAGGAUGUCGUGGUGCAGGAAACCAUAGAAGACAUUGACAGGAAUGGAGACGGUUUUAUCGACCUGCAGGAGUACAUCGGUGACAUGUAUACUGCAGACGACAAAGAAGAAGAACCAGAGUGGGUGACAACAGAACGUCAGCAGUUUUCUGAGUUCAGAGACAAAAACCACGACGGAAAGAUGGACAAAGAGGAAACUCUGGACUGGAUUCUUCCAUCCGAUUAUGACCACGCUGAGGCUGAAGCCAAACACCUUCUGCAUGAGUCCGACAAAAACCAGGACGGAAAACUCGCCAAAAAGGAAAUCCUCGACAAAUACGACGUGUUUGUUGGAAGUCAGGUGACGGACUUCGGUGAGGCUUUAAUGCGACACGACGAGUUCUAAAGCUGGGCAGAUUUAAAAAUAAAUUUUACAGUUUUUUUUUUUUUACAAAUAAUUUAUUGUGCAAACCAGCAGCAGAUGAAUAUGUUGAACCUUCUGUUAGGUUUGUUCUGAUUAUUUUAUUUCACUUCUUCAGAUUAACCCUCCUGGUCUGCUUUGUUUCUCUUGUUGUUUGCUGACCUCUGCUCCACAGUUUUUAUGUGUGAACUUCCUGUUUGCAGUUUACCAUUGAGUGAUGUGUGAUCACAUCAGCACGUAAAUGUUGGUGCUAAGAUGAAACUUUUCAAUGAAUGAAGUCGGAGGAGCUGAAGUGAAGAGCUCCUCUCUUGUUCAUAUCAACGUAAAACAAAUUCAAACCAGUCUAGAAUUAGGACAGUUAGGACAGAUUCAUACUUUGGACUUCAUACUGUACUUUGACCUUUACAGCCAGUUUAUCAAUAAAAAAUAAAAUGAAA
Messenger RNA from Scatophagus argus, 1554 nucleotides. RefSeq names its product calumenin a (gene calua). Bases 158 to 1102 code for a protein of 314 amino acids. The transcript is spliced from 7 exons. Gene Ontology annotation, molecular function: calcium ion binding. The record is from RefSeq and is a predicted model, not a curated record. Gene Ontology annotation, cellular component: endoplasmic reticulum. Lineage: Eukaryota; Metazoa; Chordata; Actinopteri; Scatophagidae.